AUGGCUGUUUCUUUACGAGCCUUGGCAAGUCUCGCGCUUGUAUCUCUUUUUGUCCACUUGUCGACAGCGGCGUCUGUCAUUGGGCCCCUGCAUCGUCGCUCUUCUGCAAAUGUUCUUGGCCCAGUGACAGAUCUGGAGGUCGUGAAUAAGGUGAUUGCGCCCGAUGGCUAUUCGCGUCCGACUGUUCUUGCUGGGGGAACUUUCCCCGGGCCCUUGAUCGCUGCACAAAAGGGAGACCAGUUUCGCAUCAAUGUUAUCAACCGGCUCAACGAUACUUCUAUGAACACGACAACGAGUAUCCAUUGGCACGGCAUCUUCCAGCAUCAGUCUAAUUGGGCUGAUGGAACUGCUUUCGUAACCCAAUGUCCCAUUCAGCCUAACGGAAGCUUCCUACACUCGUUCGUUGUCAAUGAACAAGCUGGAACGUUUUGGUACCACUCGCAUCUCUCUGCCCAGUACUGCGAUGGGUUGAGGGGCCCACUGGUUAUCUACGACCCGAAUGACCCUUAUGCUCACAUGUACGAUGUCGAUGACGAAUCUACCGUGAUCGUACUUUCUGAUUGGUACCAUCCGUUGUCGCCCCAAUUGUACACUGGUCCUUUCAACCCGGAUGCCACCCUGAUCAAUGGCCUUGGGCGUUACCCCAACGGACCAGCGUCUCCACUCGCUGUCGUCAACGUCACGCAAGGAAAACGCUACCGAUUCAGGAUUGUUGGUGCAUCAUGCGACCCAUGGUUCAAUUUUACCAUCGAUGGACACCCGAUGACCAUCAUUGAAGCGGACGGGAAUUUGGUUGAGCCAGUAGUUGUCGACUCGAUACCUGUCUAUGCUGGACAGCGGUAUUCUGUUGUCAUCACUGCGAACCAGUCAGUCGGCAACUACUGGAUUCGCGCCUUGUCCAAUCACCCGAACCAGACUUUCGAAGGAGGGCAAAGUUCUGCCAUCUUCAGGUACGAGGGUGCCCCUGACCAAGACCCUACGACCCAACACGGGCCGUAUAUCUUGCCGUUCGAUGAAAGUGCGCUUCAUCCGAUCCACAAGGCUGGUGCCCCCGGCAUCCCUCAACCUGGAAAAGCGGAUAUCAACCUCAAUCUCAUUCCCGGCCUGCGUGGUGGACAAGCCCAGUACACAAUUAAUAAUGUAUCUUUUGUGGACCCGUCGCUUCCGGUACUCUUGCAGAUCCUUAGUGGGGCAGUCCAUCCGUCACAGCUACUACCGAACGGAAGCGUUUAUGUCUUACCGUUCAAUAAGACCGUGGAGAUUAGUAUGCCAGCAACUGAUCUGACGCCAGGUGGGGCGUUGGGAGGUCCGCAUGCUAUGCAUCUUCAUGGUCAUGCCUUCGAUGUCAUCCGUGUAGCAGGUAAUGGCUCAUACAACUUCGUCAAUCCCGUACGGAGGGACACGGUAUCGCUCGGCCUCCAGGCAACCAACGAUAAUGUGACAAUCCGCUUCGUCACUGACAACCCCGGACCUUGGUUCUUCCACUGUCAUAACGAUUGGCACCUUCAUAAUGGCUUCGCUGUCGUCAUGGCCGAAGCGCCUUCUGAAGCUGCGAUUCAAGAGAGUAAACUAGCCCCAAGUGAGUCCUCGGCGUCUUCAGACCUGCUACUUCAACGACUGAACCAUACUUCAGCUGCUUGGUGGCAACUGUGCAAUGCUACGCAGCAUAGCUAA
Messenger RNA from Pisolithus orientalis, 1674 nucleotides. Its product is annotated as laccase. The record is from RefSeq and is a predicted model, not a curated record. NCBI's taxonomy places the organism in Eukaryota, Fungi, Basidiomycota, Agaricomycetes, Boletales, Pisolithaceae. The coding region runs from base 1 to 1674 and encodes 557 amino acids. Gene Ontology annotation, molecular function: oxidoreductase activity; copper ion binding. The transcript is spliced from 10 exons.